AUGGCUCGAUCUUUUAUCAUCGCGGCGACGCUCGCAUUUGUUGCUGUUGUUCAGGCACAGUGCGGUUCUGGCACUCCGGAUGCUACCGUGACCGGUUCUGGCAACUCUUUCAAGGCCACUAAAGGCUCAAGUUCAGUAUACUCUGGCUCUGACUACCGCGCGGCGGUUCAGGCCGCUGUGGAUUCGAUAAGCAGCGGUCAACGUGUCUCUGUCAUGGCCUCGGGAUCGAUUGGUGCCAAUACUAUCACCAUUAGUAGUGGAAAGAUAUUCGAGGGCUGCGGCACUAUCAACGUUGGAAACCGGGCCGGACACGGUGCAAUCGAGUCGUUGGACACCUCUGGUGUUCAAAUUCCGUACCUUACUAUGACCGGCAAUCCGUACUUUGGCUUGCGGUUUUAUGGCACCAAGAACCUAGUUCUUGGGAAAAUCACGAUGAAUCUUAGCGGCGGUUUGGGCAUCCGCUUCGACAGAGACGCAGCUGCAAACUCAAAUGUGAAGAUGGAUGUCAUCAAAGUUACCGGUGCUGGCAGUCAUGCUGUAGAGACCUGGAAUAUUGAUGGUCUUGAAAUCAACCAAGUCAUCGCGAAAGAUGUCGGCGAGUGUGGAUUACUACUCCAGAAAACCACCAACGCCAAUGUUAAACUCGUCGAUGGUGACAACGUCGCCAAAGGUAACGGGUACGCAACAUUUCGCAUGGCAAAUAACAACGGCCAAAAUCCCAACGGAAAUUACAACACCAAUGUUCAUGUUGACAAAGUUGUAUCUCGUGGUGGUGGUCGCGGCAUCUUCUGCGUUUCACAAUCCGGAGCAACAGUCAUCGAGAGCGUCGACCUCUCUAGCAACGGAAAUAAUGCUAUACUCAUUGAGAACUGCUACAAUCUAUCGAUCCGCGGAGGCACUGUCAAUGGAGGUGGAGAAGUACGUCUUGCGGCCCGCGACGAGUUUCCCAAUAACCGCGACAUUUGGAUCACCUUAACAGUAAACAAUAACUCCGUCCGUGAGUCUCCUUGCGGUGAAAAUACCAAUUGGACAAUCGAAGGUAAUGCCAGCAAGAAUAUUUGCUAG
Molecule: messenger RNA, 1065 nt
Organism: Daldinia childiae
Lineage: Eukaryota; Fungi; Ascomycota; Sordariomycetes; Xylariales; Hypoxylaceae
Exons: 1
Coding region: 1-1065 (354 amino acids)
Source: RefSeq, a predicted model, not a curated record